Striga asiatica is the source of this 801-nucleotide messenger RNA. NCBI's taxonomy places the organism in Eukaryota, Viridiplantae, Streptophyta, Magnoliopsida, Lamiales, Orobanchaceae. The record is from the annotation of a GenBank genome assembly.
AUGGACGAAGGGGCGCUUCAUGUCUGCCAUGUGAAAAAUUUUAUGGAAACGACGCGAGGAAUUGGCGAAGCCCUAUCUGAGAAGAAAUAUCGCUAUAUUUUAGAAACGGAAUAUGAGAAUGCAAAUGUCCAUUCUUCGAGCCUUAAUUCUUUCGCAAUCUAUUUCAACUACGGAGGGUAUAUAGUUAAUAUUGAUGGUUUCUUGGAUUUCUUUGGUGAUAAUAUUCACUUGGUUACUGGACUAGACUUGGAUAGAUUUGGUUUCUUUGAUCUGGUAGAAGAAAUUGAUAAGUUGGGUUGUAAAGAGUGGAAAAAGAUAUUGUACAAGGUUCCAAAUUCAGAGGAAUACAAAGAAAUACAUGAUGACACUGGGGUCAUGGAGAUAUUGAAGCUGUUACCUUCUUCUAAAAAGCUUAUUUAUAUGUAUAUAGUGAAAAGACAAUUGGAUGUGCACAGAAUGGACAAUCAUCUAAAUGUGCAACAGAAGAUGCAAUGUCAAGUGACAAAAAGAGUGCGCUUGGUGAACUCUGUUGGUGGUCCUAGUACCAGGAGCCGAUCCAAGAACUCUGUUGGUGGUCCUAGUACCAGGAGUCGAUCCAAGAACUCUGUUAGUGGUCCUAGUACAAAGAGUCCAUCCAAGAACUCUGUUGGUGGUCCUAGUACAAAGAGUCCAUCCAAGAACUCUGUUGGUAGUCCUAGUAGCAGGAGCCGAUCAAAUAAAAUUCAAGAUUGUUCUGUUUCAGGCACUCAAGAGAGUGUGGCUAAUAAAAUAGAACUUCAAUUUGCCAUUUCCAUUACAUAA